Messenger RNA from Emys orbicularis (European pond turtle), 5779 nucleotides. RefSeq names its product EH domain binding protein 1 like 1 (gene EHBP1L1). Gene Ontology annotation, molecular function: protein binding. The transcript is spliced from 19 exons. Gene Ontology annotation, cellular component: filamentous actin; microtubule organizing center. Gene Ontology annotation, biological process: actin cytoskeleton organization. The record is from RefSeq and is a predicted model, not a curated record. Lineage: Eukaryota; Metazoa; Chordata; Testudines; Emydidae. Bases 1 to 5226 code for a protein of 1741 amino acids.
AUGAGCUCCGCGUGGAAGAGACUCCAGCGCGUGGGAAAACGCGCCUCCAAGUUUCACUUCGUGGCCUGUUACCAGGAGCUGAUGGUGGAGUGCACCAAGAAAUGGCAGCCAGACAAGCUGAUUGUGGUUUGGACCAGGAGGAACCGACGCGUCUGCUCCAAGGCUCACAGUUGGCAGCCGGGGAUCAAGAAUCCGUAUCGGGGGAUGGUUGUGUGGAUGGUGCCAGAGAACGUGGAUAUAAUGGUGACGCUGUACCGGGACCCCCACGUGGAGGAGUAUGAAGACAAGGAAUGGACCUUUGUGAUUGAGAACGAGUCCAAGGGGCAGCGGAAGGUGCUGGCCUCGGCCGAUGUUAACCUGCAGCGCUUUGCCCGCCCCACACCUGCCCAGGCCGAGCUGAAGCUGAAGCUGAAGCCGCGCUCGGUCAAGGUGGUGGCUGCCACGCUGCAGCUCACGCUGUCCUGCGUCUUCCUGCGUGAGGGCAAAGCCACGGACGAGGACAUGCAAAGCCUGGCCAGCCUCAUGAGCGUCAAACCCAGCGACAUCGGCAACCUGGAUGACUUCGCCGAAAGCGACGAGGACGAAGAGGCAGCCAGGAGGGCGCGGCAAGAGGAUGGGAGCAGCCAGGGCACAGCGCCAACAGACACAUCGCGAGAGCUCAACACUCUUGCUGAGGAAGAGGAGAAUCCCUCGGCCCCAGGGACCAGCAGGGCAGCAGCUGGGAGAGCAACCCCCCGUGGGACACCCCGAGAGGCAGGCUCUGCCAAGGAGGAAACUGUCCGAGUGGCCGACACCCCAGAUGCCCCCCUGAGGGACACCCCCCACCCAGCCCUGGAGCUGGUCCUACAGGGAGCAGCACCCUCCCCUUCCCCAGAGUUGAUGGGGGCCCCCCCAGUAAGUGGUGCAGGCCAGGCCGGGAGGGCUGGGCAGAACAUGGCAGCCGGUGGGAACCCAAAGGGAGCUGCAGGGGCUGUGGAACCAGGCGCUAAGGGGGAGACGGGGGCCCAAGUCCCGGAUCAGGCCCACAAGCCAGGCACAGGCCCCUCGCAGGAGACGGGACGACGUGGUGGCAACCCCAGGGUUGAAGAGGAGGAGAAAGCAGCAGCCUUGAUGAAGCGGCCGGCAUCAGGGAGUGACACCAAGGGCAGGCCCAGUGACAUCUGGAUGCCCCGGGCGGAGAGCCCUGUCCCUGCCCCACGGCAUAAGAAACCCCUCCUGCCGGAACCCGCUGCGCCCACGGCUCCACCCCCCGAGGUACCCUCCAUCCAGAGACGCCGAUGGGAAGGUGCCAAACCGCAUCCCUCCCAGCUCAAAUUGGGAGCAGCAAAGUCAGAGCAGGGCCCUCGACCCGCAGCCUCUCUGCCUGUGCCAGCGGUGCCUGCCAGGGCCCGGCUAGCCCGGCCUAGGUCAGCAGAACUGCCAGUCCGGCUGAAGCCGCUGCCCCGGCCCCGGAGGGACAGGCGGGCCCGUUCGGCGUCUCCGGGCAUCUCUGUAGUGAUGUACCUCGAUGAGGAUGCACCAGGACCUGCCGUUGUUGCUGGGGAGGGCAUCGGCCUGGCCAGGAGCGGCUUGGGGGCGGGUGUGCCCUCAGCCGCUGCGCUGCUGGCCUUGUCGUCUGUGGUGGGGCUGCCCACGGUGCCGUGGGGCAGGCAGGGAGAGAAGGCAGCGGCAGCAGCAGAUGCUACUGGUUGGCCAAGCGUCGGGGGUGCUGUUGCUCCUGUGGUGGUGCCCCUCAAAGAGGAAUGGGGCAGGGCGACAGGAGAGGGUCCCAGGGGGGCGUCCCAUCUGGAGAGGCUGACAGCAGAUGGGGCAGCCGGGAAGGAUGCUGGGGGAGCUGCUGUGCGGGGGCGGGGAGGAGAUGCAGCCUUUCUGGUGGGCCCACCCAAGCCGUGGAGGUAUCGGUCAGAAGAUGUGGUUGGAGAGGGUGCCAGGGGGGCAUCCAGAGAGGUGAUGGAGGCGAUCCCAGGCCAGUUGGAGAGGGGCAGGCUGGAGGAGCCAGCAGAACAGGAGAACCGCAGGGCAGACAGGAAGGCGCGUGGGGGCGCUGCUCAGAGCGUAGCGGAAGUUGUGCCCUUGCUGGAGGGGCACAGAACAGAGCUGGUGGCACAGGAGGAUUCUGGGCGAGGAUUCUGGCCAAGCCCAGCACCAGACCUGGCUCCCACAGCGACGCCCCCCAAGCUGGAGCAGCACAGGGCAGCAGGAGAGAGACCUAGGGCAGCAUCCCAGCCAGAGAGGCCAGGAGCAGAAAGGGCAGCUUGGAAGGACGCUGCGGGGGCUGCUGUGCAGGGGGGGGCAGGCGAUGCACCCUCUCUGAUGGCCCCCCCCAAGCCAUGGAGGUGUCGGUCGGAGGACGUGGUGGGACAGGGUGCUGGGGAGGUGCCCAGCAGUGUGAUGAAGGCAGGAGCAGGAGAUGGACUGUGGCGGGCAAUCCCAGCCUGGCCAGAGUGGGGCAGACUGGAAGGGGCAGGGGGAGAGGCAGCUGGCAAGCCGGGUGGCGGUGCGGUGCACUCAGUAACAGCGGACACCCUGCCUGUGGAGGUCCCAGCCCGGCUGGAGAGAGGCAGGCUGGAGGAGGCAGGGGGAGAGGCGGCCGGCAGGCCAUGCGAAGGUGCGGCAGGGGGAGAGGCGGCCGGAGGUCUGGCAGGGGGAGAAGCGGCCGGCAGGCCGUGUGGAGGUGCGGCAGGGGGAGAGGUGGCCGGAGGUCUGGCAGGGGGAGAGGCGGCCGGCAGGCCGUGCGGAGGUCCGGCAGGGGGAGAGGUGGCCGGAGGUCUGGCAGGGGGAGAGGCGGCCGGCAGGCCGUGCGGAGGUGAGGUGCUGUCAGUAGUAGCGGAUGCCCCAUCUCUGGAGGCUCCUGCCCAGCUGGAGGGUGCCAUGGAGAGCCCGGGAGCCGAUGGUACAGUGCCUGGGGGUGCCACCUCCAGCACACCUGAGCCCCUGCUGGAGAGGGCUGGGCCGGAGGAGGCAGCGGGUUCCAGAGAGCGUGGUGGGGCUGUGGGCUCCCUGCCCAGCAAGGAGGAUGCCAGUGGGGCAGGGCCCCCUCUGGAGACGCAGUCAGGGCUCUGCACAGACCAGCUGGCCACCCGCACCGCCCCAGGAAGGAGCAGCAGACAGGCUGCAGCCCUCGCACUGAUGCCCCCCCAGGAUGCGCCCAUCCUGGGCCCCCCGUCCCCCUUCACUGAGCCUUACGUCUCACAGUGCCGCUUCACCCUGAGCCUCCCGCCCACCCACCCUGCCCGGGAGAGGAGUGCCAGCCCAUCAUCCAACGAGGGGACCCAGGCGUCUGGGCGGGAGCCAUCUCCCCCGCCCUGCGGCGCUGCCCAGGAUAGCAUAGGGCAGGAGGCGGCCCAGGAGGAGCCCCCAGCAACCAGCCCAGGCCUGGUCAGCUGCAGCCAGUCGCUGCUGGAAUGGUGCCAGAAUGUCACGGCUGGCUACCGGGGUGUCCGGGUCACUAACUUCACCACCUCCUGGCGCAACGGGCUGGCGUUCUGCGCCAUCCUGCACCACUUCCACCCAGAGAAAAUCAAUUAUGAGACCCUGGACCCUCUCGCUAUCAAAGAGAAUAACAAGCUGGCCUACGACGGCUUUGCCUCCCUGGGCAUCUCGCGGGUGCUGGAGCCGGCCGACAUGGUGUUCCUGACUGUGCCCGACAAGCUCAUCGUCAUGACCUACCUGUGCCAGAUCCGGGCCUUCUUCACGGGCCAGGAGCUGAACGUGGUGCAGAUCGCCAACCACAGCAGCCAGAGCACCUACAAGGUGGGCAAGUUCGACUCGGACCCCACCUUCUCCAUUGACCCCGCCCGCUUCUAUGCCGAGCGUUUCCAAGGUGCCGCAAGGGGACCCGAGGAGCCUGGGAGCACUGCCCCUGCUGCAAGGGAUAAUGGGAAGGCAGCAGCCAAUAAAACUGUGACAGGAGGAGCUGAAUUGGCCAAGAAACUGGAGGCAGAACGCACCGCCCAAAAGGAUGCUGGGACUGAUGCCAAGACAGGUGAUGCAAAGGAUGCUGGGAAAGUGACUGUAAAUGGCGCCAUAUCCCAAACAGCUGUGCAAUCAGAGGUGGAGCCCUCUGUCACAAAGGAUGCUGGGAAGGUGCCAAUCAAUGGUGCGACAACCAAGCCAGCCAUGAGUCCAGAGGCAGAGACACCCACCCCAAAGGAUGGAGGGAGCAAAGCCGCAAAGGAUGCUGGGAAAGCAUUGGUCAAUGGUGCAAUGUCCCAAUCGGCCAAGAAACCAGAGGCAGAGCCUCUUGCCCCAGAGGAUGCUGGGAAGGUGCCGGCCAAUGGUGACGAGAAGCUGGUGCCCCCUCCACGGCUGAAGCGUCAGUCUGUACGGAACGGGGAGGCGCCAGACCAGGCCGAGCGAUCCCUGCAGCGCUCGCUGUCCACGGGCAGCCAGGGCCCUGUGGCCCCACCACGCUCCCAUGGCAGCAAGUCGGGCUUCUCCCACGUGCGUGAUGCAGACCUGCUCAAGAAGCGGCGCUCGCGGCUCAAGAGCGAGUCACUGUCGAUGGACGAGGGGGAAGCAGGCGGCCCCCCAGGGGAGACACCACGGAGGAGGCCUGAUUGGCUAGGAACGGAUGACCGUGAAGGCAUGAUGACCCCCAAGGCAGGACCCCCUGCUUCCGCCAGGACUCAGCAGCCCCCAGAGAUAGCCCCCUCCUCCAGUGCUAGCACCCAGGAGCCGUCCCGGGAUCCCAGCAAGGAAACCAGCACCACAGAGGAGGAGGUUCCGCGGUUCCAAGACACCAGCCAGUACGUGGUGGCCGAGCUGCAGGCGCUGGAGAAUGAGCAGAAGCAGAUUGAUGCCCGGGCAGCCGUGGUGGAGAAGGAUCUGCGCUUCCUCAUGGAGUCAGGCACAAACCGGGCCCAGGAGGAGGAGCUGAUCCAGGAGUGGUUCACACUGGUCAAUAAGAAGAAUGCACUGAUCCGGCGCCAGGACCAGCUGCAGCUGCUGAUGGAAGAACAGGACCUGGAAAGACGAUUUGAGCUACUGAGCCGGGAGUUGAGAGCCAUGUUAGCUACUGAAGAAUGUCUCAAGACAGAAGCCCAGCAGAGGCGGGAGCAGCUCCUAUUGGAGGAACUGGUGUCGCUGGUGAACCAGCGGGAUGAGCUGGUGCGAGACCUGGACAUCAAGGAGAGAAUAGCCUUGGAGGAAGAUGCCAGGCUGCAGCGGGGCCUGGAACUGCGACGGCGCAAAUACAGCCGCAAAGAUAAGUGCCGCAUCAGCUAAGAGGCAAAUGGCCACUCCACAGUCCUUGUCAGUGUCCUGUGUCUGGGAUACUACCCAGGAUGCCUGCCUGCCUCUUAAAGGGCUCCAAGGUUUGCCUGCUGCUGCUGUUACCUCAGUGCCUCACUGUGUUGCCCCUUGUACAUUUUGCUGGUUUCCCUUCCAGUCUGGCCCUGCUCUAGGACAGAUGCAGUUUCCCAGCCUUCUCCAAUGAAUACCAAGGGGAGCACAGGGAGCCUGGCUGGCCCCUAUGGCAGAGGGAAACAGUCUGCUGGGGGCAGGGUGGGGCUAUUUAUUUUUGUGUGUGUGAGAGACUUUGUUCAGCUGGGUGUCCCUUCCCCACCCUGUCAGCUGCCAUUUCACAGCCAAGUUGUCGGGGUUUUAUCAUGGUACAAAAAGUUGAUGUGAGUUUAGGGAGGGCAGAGAACAGACGUGCCUUGACAGUGCCAUCCAGCCAUGUAUUGUAAUGGCAAAUUUCAAUUCCUUGUUCCCUGGGUAUUUGCACUAAUUUGUAACUGUUUGAAAUAUGAAAUAAAGAGAUGUGAAAGCCAACUCA